AUGUCGCUCUCCAAGCCCUGCCGCCUCCUCGCCAUCCCGCCCGAGCUUCGUAACCACAUCUACAGCCUCCUCCUCUCCUCAUCCACCACCAUCAGAGUGACACACGAGGGGAUCACCAGGCCGCGGCCAUGCAAGCUCGUCUUCCCGAACGAAGACCCCAGCCACCAGACCACGAACAUCAUCGCCACGAACCGCCAAGUGCAGCAAGAAGCGGCGGCAAUCCUCUAUGGCAACAAUACCUUUCUCUUCGUGUCAACAAGAGCGUUGACGGUCUUCCUAGCGCAUGUCAGCCGCUCAGCGCGCUGUCUCAGAUCCGUCACACUUGACGCGCUUGACUGCGAGCGUGAUGUACUCCGCUUUUCGGCAAACAUGCUCACGCAAGUAACCGCACUUUCUUGCUUGACUAUCAGAGUAUCGCGAUACUAUCCAGAUGAGGCGCCAGAAAUUGCUUCAGACCUUCUGCCACUUGUACGGACGCUUUACAACGCACGCAUGCAGAGCAAAAUCACAGAUAUCCUGGAGAUCAUCAAGAUCGUGCCUGACGGUGAAGAGACGCAGUUGGUCAGGAUCGAUGUAAAGACCGCAGUUGGUAUUGAGCUAAGCACAUCCAAAGACCAGAAGUUCAAGGCGUGGGUAGACGACAUCAAGACUCAUUUGGCGGAGAUAGUGGCGGAUGAGAAUGGCGAUGGCGUGGUAAGUAUGAAGUGA
Fulvia fulva is the source of this 708-nucleotide messenger RNA. RefSeq lists its product as uncharacterized. The record is from RefSeq and is a predicted model, not a curated record. The transcript has 2 exons. Lineage: Eukaryota; Fungi; Ascomycota; Dothideomycetes; Mycosphaerellales; Mycosphaerellaceae. The coding region runs from base 1 to 708 and encodes 235 amino acids.